Messenger RNA from Punctularia strigosozonata HHB-11173 SS5, 1644 nucleotides. RefSeq lists its product as uncharacterized. The coding region runs from base 1 to 1644 and encodes 547 amino acids. The transcript has 8 exons. Lineage: Eukaryota; Fungi; Basidiomycota; Agaricomycetes; Corticiales; Punctulariaceae. The record is from RefSeq and is a predicted model, not a curated record.
AUGCCAUAUGUCCAAUAUGUCACAACGUCUCCCACCCAACCUGAUGCUGUCACACAUGAAGAGCCUGAGGUGGCGUUCAACAUCCCUCCUCCUGGUAUUCACAACCUCACACCGGUUAAUGGGCCUGCACUUGAGGACAAUCCAACUGAUCAGAUGUAUGACAAUUGGGCUGGCAUCUUGUCACGUACAAAAACAAUGUUGCCUACUUUUCAUGCCACCUACGAUGUGUGCGAUAUGGACUUGGAGCCAGGGAGCAGCUCGGAUGACUCGUUGCUGUCGAAUUCAGAAGACGAAAGCCAAUGGAAUGACAUACAUCAGUCAGUGAUAAAUGACAUAGAUGAGGAAUUCUCUGUUGUUGAAGAGUCCGAAUUCGAGCAAUGGUGGCCUUAUCCUGAUAAAGCAAAAUUGGUGAAUCUAUUGGUUGCACCCAAUUUGUCAAGGUAUCCGGAGGAUAGUGGUUAUCAGCAUGGCAAAUCCAGACAAAGUGAUUGGUGGCAGCAUAAGGUCAAUCCGAUUUGUAGUGAGCCAAUCGCGAGGAAUGAUGUUGGAUGUGACUUCUUCGUUGAGGAGCCAGCACUCGCCAAUGUUGACGAAUUCGGCAUACUGGCGGUCGUGAUGAUUUGUUGGUGGUUCAUGCGCAAUGGAGUUCUGUGGGCAAUGGUGAAUCCCAUGAGAAUACACACAGAUACACGCGAGUUUGUCGUGAAUGGAACCACACAACUCGAAAGACCGCUCAGUGCCUUCUCGCUUUUCAUCGUGGAAUUGCGGGAUCCAGUCCCUUGGGAUUUGACUAUGUUGGAAAAGCCGGAAUUCCCGGUAGACCACCUGGCAAUGCUGGAGAAAGAGAACACAUAUCAGAUUUUGUUACCCUCAGGACUCUCUGAUGUGUUUCCUACAGGAGGGUGUACCACGCACAAGUCCAAAACCCUUGCACAACUUGAGAAGCAGCUGGAGCGAGUCUUGGACAGAGCACCAAGCACUAUUGACAAGAUGUUAACUGAGACCGGCACGAAAGAUAAGUACCUGCAACAUUUUGUGGAGAAGCUAUUAGUAGAAUGCAAGAAAAUUGAAGACAAACAAGCCACUUGUCCGGGAUUGUCAGGGAUAAGCAAGCAAGAUGAAAUACGGCUCGUGUUAGCCAGCCUGCACGAGCAAAUGCCAAAGAAUAUUCUCAACCCAGUCUUGAUGGUUGAGAACUUCGAUCCUCAGCAAGACUCACCAGUCGAAAUUCUACAUGUUGUACUCUUGUGGGUUGUGAAAUACUGGUGGCGUGAUGCCGUAUCACACCUUUCCUCCAAGGAGAAGGACAUACUCCAUGCGCAUAUCAAUAGUAUUGAUACGACUGGGCUGGGUAUCAAAGGCCCGCUCGGCACCACGUUCGUGCAGUACGCAGGGUCGUUGAUAGCGCCGCAGGUUCUGCAAGGCCUUGAAGGAAUACCAGAUGAGUGCUACGGGGUGUGGCUUGCAUUAACAUGUCUGGCGCCGUUGCUCUAUCAGCCAGAAAUCAUGAAUCUGCCUGAGUUCAUGUCCCAGCUUGAGAUGGCCAUCUUUGAUUUCUUGAUCACGACAGCUCUGUGGAACAUGCAGCAGUUCAACAAGCCAAAAUUCUAUCUGUUUGUCCACUUAUCAUCACACAUACGAUGA